This is a messenger RNA of Arabis nemorensis, 783 nucleotides long. NCBI's taxonomy places the organism in Eukaryota, Viridiplantae, Streptophyta, Magnoliopsida, Brassicales, Brassicaceae. The record is from the annotation of a GenBank genome assembly.
AUGGCUCCGACACAGGAUGUGGAGAAGAUGCAGGAACGCCAGAAUUUCCGUAACGUUUGGCAUACGGAUCUCACGCACAGUAUCCAGGGCGAUACUCCUUAUUGCUGCUUCGCGUUGUGGUGUGCUCCUUGUGCAUCGUAUUUGCUCCGAAAGCGUGCGCUUUACAAUGACAUGUCAAGGUACACAUGCUGUGCCGGUUACAUGCCUUGUAGCGGUAGGUGUGGAGAAACCAAAUGUCCUCAACUUUGUCUUGCCACUGAGGUCUUUUGCUGCUUUGGAAACUCUGUGGCCUCGACUCGUUUUCUUCUGCAAGAUGAGUUCCAAAUUCAGACGACACAGUGUGACAACUGCAUCAUUGGUUUUAUGGUUUGCCUCAACCAAGUUGCUUGCAUAUUCUCCAUAGUUGCAUGUAUCGUCGGCAUUGAUGAGCUUUCAGAAGCUUCUCAGUUGCUCUCUUGUUUAGCUAACAUGGUGUACUGCACGGUUUGCGCGUGUAUGCAGACACAACACAAGGUGGAAAUGGACAAGAGAGACGGUACGUUCGGUCCACAACCAAUGGCAGUGCCUCCGUCUCAGCAAAUGUCACGAUUUGUGCAAGCUACACCACCCGCAAUCGGUUAUCCUCCACAAGGCUAUCCACCUUCUGGCUAUCCUCAACACCCUCCUCCUCAAGCGUAUUCUCAAUACCCUCCCGGUGCUUAUCCUCCUCCAGGGGCGUAUCCUCCUCCUGGGGCUUAUCCUCCUCCCGGGGCUUAUCCGCCACCCGGGGCUUACCCAAAGUAA